This is a messenger RNA of Sphaeroforma arctica JP610, 511 nucleotides long. RefSeq lists its product as hypothetical. The annotation marks the transcript as partial. Lineage: Eukaryota; Ichthyosporea; Ichthyophonida. The record is from RefSeq and is a predicted model, not a curated record. The transcript is spliced from 2 exons.
CAACCCCUCCCUCUCCUGACCUUGGUGCCUUAGACGACCAAGAGGAUCAGAAACUGCGGGACAGAGUGGUGGGCAAAGUUCUGCACAAAUUCAAUGUGGAAUACACCCGUGACACUGUGAUUGGUCUAGAGCGUGAGAUGGAGUAUCACAUCGCUGUCGUUAACCUUCACAGUGAUCUGUGCGCCGGCCCGAAUGAGAGCUGUGCGUCUCUCACUCGAGCGAGUUUUACGUUUCUGCACAUUUCAUGUAUCCUAGCACACCACCACGCAUCGUUCCGUGUGAAGUCAGCCUACGCCAAUCUGCUGGCAGCCAUUUAUCUGCGGCCGUUGGCUGACACGCAGUUGACGCGCGAUGACAUGGUCACCAUCCUGCAGACCUUUGUGGAGGAGUUGGAGGCUAUUUGCGCGUGUGUGGUGGGUGUUUUUGGGGGUCUGGGUGCUGUUUCGCCACAGAUUAUACCGGCAAGUUCGCAGUCAGGGAUCAGCAGCCAAGUUUCGUCGCCGGUGGCGGG